Messenger RNA from Siniperca chuatsi (mandarin fish), 6078 nucleotides. Its product is annotated as zinc finger protein ZXDC. NCBI's taxonomy places the organism in Eukaryota, Metazoa, Chordata, Actinopteri, Centrarchiformes, Sinipercidae. Gene Ontology annotation, cellular component: nucleus. The coding region runs from base 1591 to 5373 and encodes 1260 amino acids. The record is from RefSeq and is a predicted model, not a curated record. The transcript is spliced from 10 exons. Gene Ontology annotation, molecular function: transcription coregulator activity. Gene Ontology annotation, biological process: regulation of transcription by RNA polymerase II.
UUUUAAUUUAUAUUUAGCCUUCCCUUGCAGGAUUAAUGGAAAAAAGGAUCAAACAGUGGCAAAUGAUAGCUUUAGUGUGUGCCAUAUGCAGAGGAAAACAAUCCUGUGUGUGUCUCAGGGUUUUAUUAUUCGUAAUUUUUACUUUAGUCUGGAUCGUAACAGAAAAUAAAAAAAGAUAUGUGUCAUAUAAAGUUGGCCAAUAUUAUAAUUAAUGUUCAGCCUUUUCAUUAAUAUUUCUUAGAGGUGCACCGCACUGACGUUUUGUACCGCUUUUUUUGUUGAAGCCAACUUAAAAAAAGAGCAGCUUGCUGCGUUUUUUUAUUAUUGCUAGGCAACCACCGAAACACCUGUCCUUAGCCUAACCGGAUUUUGCUGUUAAGUAAACUCACAAAUUUGAUCUGAUUGGACAAUGGCAAAAAAGCGCAAAUGACAUUGGGCUUUUCUGCUCUGAGUUGAAGUUUUUCAACUAGAGGCGUUCAAAGCGCUCCUGCAAAAAUGCUAGGUGCUCUGGGCAUCUAAAACGCGAGAUGCCCAGGGCGCAUGAGCAGCGCGCAAAACGCUUACUGCCUAUAGAAAACAACUGGACAAAGACGCCUCUCACUGCAAAAAAACUGCAGCCUGUAUGAUCAGGGCCUUGUAGAAUGGAGCUGGAAUAUUCAUCAAUGUUUUUGCCAUAAAAUUGGAAAUAUAAAAUUCCACUUCUAAUGUAUGCAUUGGUAGCUAUUGUAAAAAUAAUUAUUCCAUUUAUAUAUUAUAUUGAUAACUUACUGCUAGUUUUUGAGAUAUUGAGGGGACUUGGUUGCAGUUAUGUUUUCUAAGUCAAGGGGAGGGUCCAAAGGAAAUACUAACUAUGAGUCUUGAAUGCAUUGCCUAAACCCUGAGGCUGCCAUGCUCUUUAUAUAUUGGUUUAAUCGAGGAGGAGAUAAUCUAUGAUGUUUCUUCUGAAGAGAAUUUUUUUGUUUUAUAGUACUACACUGCCACUCAGAGGAAAUACAAUGAAAAAACACUGACUGGGGCGGUAAAUGUUGAUUUCAUAAGUUAUUAAAAACAGUUUUGGCUUCACAUUUCAAUUAAAAGUUAAAGCAUUAUUAAUAGAAUGGAUCAUACCGAUAUAUCGAUAAUUGGUCAUUGGUAAUGACAAAUCCAACUCGGAUCCACUGCCACAAAAUCCACUUCAGUUUAACUAAACUAAAUAAUACUAUUGCUACCUUCAGGUACUCCACGUAGCUCUUAACUCAAAGUUUGAUGGGCCUCCUACUGCACUAUGCGUGUAAGUUAGUUUAGGCAUCAGCCUACUAUGGUUUAAGUUACAUGCCUUUAUUAAGUGUCAGUCCUGUGUGUCUAAAAAAAACCCUACCCUGUCAUUUAAGUCAUAUCGCCGAACUUCAUACUGAAAAUUCGCAAUUUCACAAGGCUUUGGUUGUUAAUAAAUAAUAAAAACAAAACCGCCGAGGUUGGUCGGCUGUGACUGUAGAAUUUCCAUGUUGGCCUUGAAGGCAGCACCCGGGCUGUUGUAAACUGUGUAGUGGAUGGAUCGCCUCCAUCUACAAGGGCGGGCCUUUUCCGUGUCGCUGCUACAGGGAUACCAAAAUGGAAAUCCAGGGGCUUUCUGAUGCCCAAAACAUUCACUCUCAACAUGGCGCCCCACAGAGAACCGCUUCGUCUACACUUCGAUCAGCGACAGGGUCGAUACCUCGUUUUAUUUCCACCGAAAGUGAAGCGGAUGGACUAUUGGAGUCCCCUGAGCCACAAAGUGACAACAACAACAACACUAGGCCGAGGACAUCACCGUUUCACCUACUGGCAGAAAAUGGCAGCGGGACGGAUUGUUCGCCUGUCAGCAAGCCGCAAUCAACAGAUAAAACCAGUUUACCGAGCAAUAGACCGAAUGUCGGACUUCAUAAUGUGAAUACGGAGAAAGAAAAUGAGCUCAACGCACUGCUUGGUUCGCAGGAGUUCUUUAGGACUGCCUGGAAAUACGGGGUUGAAAGCGGUGAUACUGUAAUGCAAAUGGCGCUGCCUCUGUUUGAAGGGGAAGAGGAACCGAUACCGCAGCGGCAGUUAACGUUACCGUUUCCAGUUUUACGGCAGCAGCGUGGGGACGGCACCUUCAAGCAGCAGCCCUCACUGGCCACCCCCAACGCUACUGCACCGGGGAGCUUCAACACGGCGAAUAGGGCAGACAAAACCACCCAGGAAUUGUAUGUUGUUUUUAAUGUCGUUCAAGAGGAUGGCAACGGCGAGCCACGCCAACACCGACCGGAUGUAUCAUCUGAGAAUGGCGAUAAAAUGAAAGGUACAAAGCCAGAGUGCUCUAAAGCUUGUCCCGGUGGCUCCAUGGAGGUUGGAAACAGCAGUGACGUUAUUCUCUGUGAAUCUAAUGACAACUUGAACUGUCUUGAUACUCAGAUCUUGAAAAAAACUGAACAUGUUUUCAAUUUACUAAACGACAGUUCUACCGUAGCCAAUGUUAAACAGACUGUCUAUCACCACAUUGUCGAAGACGUUGUUUUGACAAACAAAUAUGGCGAUAAGAUUUGUGGCCAGAUUUGCACCGAAAACAAUGAAAGUAAAGUGGUCAGGGAGCUUUCGUCGCACUCCCGUAUUGAGGAGAGCAGUGCCUUGAUUUCAGGGAACUCGGGCAUCGUGGAAGCCAUGGACACGUCGGACUUAAUUUCAAACUCAGCGGGGCUGCAGGGCAGUGUAAACCCGGCCACGGCCUCCACAAGUCCGCCUGCUAGUGAAACCUUUUCCGGAACUAUCACAAUAAACAACCAAAGCAUCAUAGUGACCAUAGAAAACGGGAUACUGACUCUCGCUGCCCCACCAGAGGGAUAUGUACACAAAGAGGAUGACAUGGUCAGUUUAAAGGAGCACCUAGGCAUGAAAGACCAUGAGGAUAUUGUUCUUCUCAACUAUGACAGUGGCACUAAAUCCAUCGGGAAGAUCAGCACGCUGGCGGUGCCCAACUCCAGCCAGCAGGAAGAGCCCAGGCCUGGUUUGUCUGUGAGUGACUCUGAGCUGGCUCUGGUGGAUGACUGCUCAUUAUCAGAGCUUGGCACUUCUCUGGAUACCUGUCCCAUUGUCAAGCAAGAGGCGGGGGUGCUGUGUGCUGUAACAGAGGCUGAUCUGGUCACCCCGCACCCCAAAGCCACUGUGGCAGACUGUGACAAUGGGGACUUCCAGUCUGUACCGCUAAUCAGGUCCAAGAAAGAGACUGUGGCCUCUUUUGGCUGCCCAGAACCGGCCUGCUCCUGUACAUUUGACACACGUCAGAAACUCAAGGUUCACCUCCUGAAUCAUGCUGAGGACCCACGCCCCUACCAGUGCACCGUGGAAGGCUGCGGCUGGGCUUUUGCCACCUCUUACAAGCUUAAACGGCAUCUUCAGUCCCAUGACAAGCAGCGGCCACAUACCUGUCAGUUUGAAGGCUGUGGGCGGCGUUUCACCACAGUCUACAACCUUAAGGCUCAUGUCAAAGUCCAUGAGCAGGAUAAUGCCUUCAUCUGCGAGAUCUGCAGUGAGAGGUUUCGCAGUGCUACACGACUCACCAAUCACCAGAGGGUCCACUUUGAGCCACAGAGGCCCCACAAGUGUGAAUUCCCAGGCUGUGAGAAAACCUUCAUCACCUUCAGUGCCCUGUUCUCGCACAAUCGCACUCACUUCAGGGAAACGGGCCACUUCACCUGCACCUACCCAGGCUGCGACAAGACAUAUGACAAGGCCUGUCGUCUCAAAAUCCAUAUGAGAAGUCACACUGGUGAGAGGCCAUUUGUCUGUGACUCGGAGGGCUGUGGCUGGUCCUUCACCAGCAUGUCUAAGUUACUUCGACAUAAACGGAAACAUGAUGAUGACCGUCGCUUUGUCUGUACAGAGGAGGGUUGUGGGAAAUCCUUCACCCGGGCAGAGCACCUCAAGGGUCAUAGUAUCACCCAUCUGGGCACCAAGCCCUUCCAGUGCCAUGCAGAAGGCUGUAAUGCCAAGUUCUCAGCACGCAGCAGCCUGUACAUCCACUCCAAGAAGCAUAAACAGGACGCAAGCACCCUGAGGACCCGUUGUCCUGUGGCCAACUGCUCCAAGCACUUCUCCUCCCGCAGCAGCCUUAAGAGCCACAUGCUCAAACACCACCACCUCACUCCUGAUGUUCUUAGCCAGAUGGAGACCACACCCACCCUGACCCCCAGCAGCGAGCUCAUCAGCUCCACCCCAACAACAGUUGCAGGGCCCAGUAUUGCCGGGGGCGACCAGCUUACCAGCUUGGACCUCAGCUCUCUUUUCUCUGCUGUGCCUGGAGGCACUGUGCCCACUGCUGGCAUAGGAGUGGGAAUUCCUGUCGGUGGGAGCAGUUCUAAUGGCACUUUCACCAUGGACCUUUCCCUGGUCAGCUCAGGCAUCCUCACCAUCGACCCCUCCUCAGUCAGCACCACACUCGGUACCGGCACUAGCACCACGUUGGCCAAAGCUGUGGACCCUCUUAUCCUGGCAGCCAGUGCUGACAUGGGCCCUCACCAUGUUCUGGAAGGAACAGUGGGUGACGUCCUACCCCCACAGGGCACUCUCAAUCUGGAUGAUGUGCAGACGGUUACCCCAGAGGCCCUGGGAACCCUCACAGCUCUCACCAUGCAGGGUGCUGGUGCCUCCGUAGACCACACUCUGCAGCACCCACUCAGCUCCUCCAGUGCCCUGAGCGUGGAGCCCACAGCCUCCCUGGCGGUGGCCCCUGUUGCCGAGCUGCUGGCCUCACCCUCAAAGGUGGUAGAGGUGGGUGGUCAGGGGGGAACAGGGCCUCUGCUGGGCUGUGUGGAGGUACUGGGACCUCAAGAGGGAGGAAAAGUCCUCACCCAGUUUGUUUUCCCCAGUCACAGCAGCAGCUUCAGCCCACAAAAAGACCAGGAACUCAACGCUGUGUCGCCAAGCAGCUUCUUGGAGAGUGGAGGCUCAGCCAGGACUGACUACAGAGCCAUCCAGCUGGCCAAGAAGAAGAAGCAAAGAGGUCCUUCAGCCUCCUCUGGGAGUUCAGGAUUCAGUCAGAGAAAAACUAAAGGAGCGAAGGUAGCCACAGCUCCAGCACCAAUGGCUCCCUCUGGGGCUCAUUAUGGUGAAGGAGCUGCAGCAGCCAACGGGGGCCUGACUCUGCGUGACCCCGUCACCGGGGCCCAGUAUGUCCAGAUUCAGCUGCUGCAGGACGACCCAGCCAGUGAUGGCGACCUGGCCUUCCAGCUGAGCUCUCAGCCCUCCAGCUCCCACUCUCAGCUCACUGCCGACCUGCCCGUCAACAUUUUACAGGAACCUUCAGUGAUGACAGAGGACGACAACGGCUCUGACAACUCCCAGUUCACAGGAAGCACAAUCAACCUUCAGGACUUGGAGUGACCACCACAGAGCUGCAGGUCAGAGGUCUGCUGCGAUGAUCAACCUGACUGGCACCUCGUCACUGUCCACAGUUUACAUCAGCAAACAUACGUACGAUGUUUGAUUCCAUCAAAUGGUUGCCUCGUCUUUUCCCAGGACUUCGAAAAGCCUUUUUGGACAUGUGGUUAAUAUUGUUUGGGGAGGGGGUGGACAUGAGUCCACAGAUAAUGCACCUUGAGAAGAUGAGAUGAGGAUUCUUUGUUCAGUAGAUUAUGUGUUUAUUUCUAAAGUCCAGUUGGUACCAAAAUCAAACCUAGAAGCAUUUUCAUGUCAAAGAAACAUGCGAGAGGCUCUUUGUUCCUCUGUUCUGUGGGUUUAGACACUGUUCUAUUCCAUGGUGCCACAUUGCCACUCAUGCACACACAGUGCGCUGUCUACGCUCCAGUUGCCUUACAGACACUUCACGCUGUGCAUUCCUCCAUCGGCGGGUUAUCUGCUUUAUUUGUUGCUAUUUUGAUUUCCUACAUUUUGUUAGAUUUAUUUUUCUAUGGCAGCAGUAAGUCCAUGUUGAAAACAUGCCUGUUCCUGUGUUUAUAUACAGUAUGUAAUGAGUUACUACCUUUAAUAAUGUAAUAAUUUUAUCUGUUUAUUUAUUAUUUAGCUGUGGUUUACAGAAUGGCAGAGCCAAACACAGAGAUAAAUUAAAGAAUCAAAGCACAAUCAGAA